UGUUUCGACGAAUGUCACUGGUUGAGUAACAGGUAUGUAUAUGUGCGUCGCCUAAUCCGACAAUCAGUUUCAAAAUAUCUCUGAAGCAGGCUGCAGCUACCUAGUUUAGAAAGUUACAUUACCAGCUGGAAGACCUGUUUGGCAGAACUUGACACGCCUGGGGAAAUGUGCUUAAACACCAUCUACAUCAUUGGCUCUCUGCUGCUGUUGUGCAUAUGUUCUGGGCGAGAAUCGCCUACAAGGCCUCCAGAGCCGCCUACCACGACGACCACGACCACCACGACUACCACGACAACCACGCAGCCUCCAUUGGUGUUCAGGGCGAAUGCGAAAUCAUGUGUCACCGAGAGUUUGGGGCAACUUGUUAUCCGAAUUAGGAGACCAUCAUCGGAUAGGUCGACAAUGACUGCAUCAGUGUCCUACACCAACGGCGAUGCAGAUUCAACCACUGACUACGCCAACAAUGUCACAACGCUCGCAUUUCAAAACGGAAAGAGAAAUGCUUUUCUGGAAGUGCCUAUAAUCGACGAUCUGGUUGUCGAAUCACAGGAAAAGUUCUCAAUUACAAUCAGUGCCUCAGGCUACGAUGACAUCACCAUCAAGGGAUGCAUAAACGAUGACGACGCUGCUGUUCUAUUCGACUGUAACCGGUAUGGUGUUACCUGCAAAGCCGGCGUCUGUCCACCCAGCAGUUCGACUUGUGACUGUUCCUCCGCUACUGGUAGAACAGGAGAUGACUGUGGUAUUAUUCAAUCUGACAUAAAUGGCCCGGGCUGUUCUGGCAUGGACUGUGGACGUAACGGACAGUGCGUCUCAAACGGGUCAACAGGUGCAUGUGUAUGUGACUCUGGAUAUUACAAUGGCAAAGCUGAGAAGUGCGAACGCAAGAGAACAACCAUCACAUCCUGUGAUAACAACAAGAUGACAAUCUGCAUGAACCCCAUCAACCUGUACCAGCCCCUCAUCACGGUCUCUGGCUACACCUCCACUGAAUGCACUGCCAAUCCAGUAGGGGGUAUCACUGACACUGAAGACAGGAUCCCCUCAGACAUACAAGGCCAGUGCAUCACUGUCGGCUUCAGUGGCAGCUGUGGAACGUACACCACUACGACACAGGGAGGGAACGUGUGUUAUACAAUACCAUACCGCAUCCAGUACAACCCUAACAUGCUGGUGGCCUCCGAUGAAGUUGUAUAUGGCAAUUGUUGUGUCAACGAAUCCGGGCAAACCAUAUCCACAGAUGCCAUCCUAGCAGAUACUGCAACAAACUUUCUCAACAAACAGCAAGCGAUUGCUCACUUUUUGGGAGUAAAACUAUCCGCCACGCUGAGUAAUGGUCGCACCAUAUCCAACCCUGUUCCACUUAACCAAAUCUACAAGCUGUGUUUAAACAUCGUGGAUGAUGGCUUUUCGUACCUUGGCUUGAUCCGCAUAAUCGUCCAUAAUGGUCAGACGGAUUCCUCGCGGAAAGAGGCAGUGGUGUUUGGAAACGAUGGAUGCAGCGACGAGUCCGGUAAGGCAAUCGUGCACUCCUAUCCACGCAGAGUGAGUAACACGAAGAUUUGCAUGCAGUACAGACCAGGUUACUUCCGACCAGGGCCUGCAGCCGUGGUGCACGACAUGAAGUACAAACUGUGCCUCUCCGGGGAUCAAGCUGGCUGUCAACUGACAACAUGCGGAGUAACGGGAGACAGAAAGAAGCGUCAAACCAAUGACGGCAGAGUUGAGUCAACAGCCAACACCACAGUGUACUUUGAGGAUGACACCACGACAGCAUCGCAAACAAACGGCGAUACUAGUGUUUCUCCAACAGCAAAGAAUUGCCUUCCUGAUAUGUCUGUGAUGUACCCCGCCACCAUCGUGGUCUGCAUCGUCGCCCUGAUACUCCUCCUGAUCAUUGUGUACAUGUGUUUCCUGCUCAUGAAAAAACGCGACGCAAACAAGAGGAUGAAGACAAUGAAGUGAAGUCCCAAAAGAGUCGCAUGUCACACCGCUACUGAUUCAGCUUAAGUCAUAAUAAACUGGAAAUAGAUAUCAUUUAAUCGCACUGUCAAAAUUUAUUUCAAUUCAACACACAAAAAAAGGAAACCCUUUCACACUUUUUAGAUCGCACUAACACCCAGGUCAGUUAACACAGAUCGCAGAUUACAUGUGUAACAAGGUCUCAUUACUUACAACACACAUUUUUCAUAAUGUUUACAAGACGCAUGUUUCAAGCAAUGAAACAAAUGCACGCUUUGUUGGCACAGGAGGUUGUUUUUGUUAAUGUAGUGUAAAGCACGCGACAGAUUAGUGCACCUACAUCUUGAUCGUAGCAUUUGAGUCCGGAAUCGAAGUUGUUAUUUGGAAAGUUUGCAGUGUUUCAGUGACUUUUCAUCGUAAGGUUUUGACAAAGUCUGUAAUUUUGGUGAAAUCCAAAUCUUAAGUGUAUACUUUCUUUUGACCAGCAAUUAACAUUAGUCUUAGGUCGUUGUUUUAUGCCACGGUCAUAUGUUGAAGAAUAAAAAAUAUACAUUUGGAA
Molecule: messenger RNA, 2521 nt
Organism: Haliotis rufescens (red abalone)
Lineage: Eukaryota; Metazoa; Mollusca; Gastropoda; Lepetellida; Haliotidae
Product: EGF-like domain-containing protein 2
Exons: 13
Coding region: 166-1965 (599 amino acids)
Biological process (GO): cell communication
Cellular component (GO): membrane
Source: RefSeq, a predicted model, not a curated record